Molecule: messenger RNA, 1269 nt
Organism: Microdochium trichocladiopsis
Lineage: Eukaryota; Fungi; Ascomycota; Sordariomycetes; Xylariales; Microdochiaceae
Exons: 2
Coding region: 1-1269 (422 amino acids)
Molecular function (GO): protein binding
Source: RefSeq, a predicted model, not a curated record
AUGCUUGAAAAGGUGGACUCGAAUUUGUUUGUAUUCGGACGGAAAUUUCAGAACGAUAUCGCGGAUUUUGUCAUCGCCCCUUCUGGGAGGUCGACAAUCAGCCGUGCCCACUUCGGCAUCUGCGGCGAUGAAUUCGGCUACUACAUACAGAAACUUGGGCCCAACUCAUUUCGGGUCAAUGGUAUCGAGCUUCUGGACAAUUCAACCAAGCUUGGACUAAACGUGCACGUUGCGAACGUGGUCGAAGUUGACAGUAUUCGGCUGGAAGUAUUAUGCUGCCGCUCCCAAGUCUUCCACUCCGACCCCCCGCCCCAACGUAGUGAAGUCUCUCGUUCUCUGGGCGAGCAGGCAUGCACGACUAUCUUGGGCGAACCCAGCCGUUUCAAUACCCAGCGUAAAGACGACCUCUGGUAUUAUCCACACGAACUCGCACAGCCAAACAUGGCUGUUGCAAUAGCUCCGUGGACACGACAACAAUUCCUAGUCUCAACCCACAAGUCCGCCGAUUACAAUAGAAUGAAGUCGUCGAUACGCUCCCUGCAAGCUUUGAAACUUUUCAUAUCGUUAACACCUCUUCGCACGAAUACUGUCUCCGUGAGUCGAGACUUGAGAAAUGAAAAAGACAAAGGCUGCCAGGGCAUGGCGAGGAGAGUUUUCUGGGGCCUAUUCCGCACAGUCCUCAAGCUCCACGGUUUAAACUGCAUUCAUGGUAAUCUCAAUGCAGACAACGUCUACAUCAGCCGGGACGCCAGGUCCCCAAACAUCUUCAUCGGAGGCUUCUGCGGCUCGCAUGCACCAUCCAGACACCCAACGACGAUAACCGACUGCUGGGACAUUUUCAAGUUGACCCACCGAAUACUCGGUAAGGGCUCGCUUGCGCAUAGACAAGCUGACAAACUACUGCAAAUAUAUCGUACCCCUGAGCCAAAGAGUUGGGGUUUGACGGUUGCAGACGUCUGCGGGCUACUCAAGGUCGACAAGGGACAAGUCCGCGACAUCUGGUCAUCGCUGAGCGUGUCUCGCGAAUUCGAUUUGGAGGUUACGGAUAGUGCAGUUCUUGCUCACCGGGCGGAGACCUAUUUCCUCCAUCAAACCGGAGCUCAAACUGGAAACUGGAAACUCAGAAAACAUGUGCCUCGUGCGCUCAAUCUUGCUCCGCCACAAGAGAAGUGCAAUAGGGGUUUUACUGAGCCGUCCAUCAAGCUAGAGGAUCUAGCUCACGCCGCUCGUCACCUUUCUCGCAAGUACGAAGUCCCGAACUCGGUUUAG